This is a messenger RNA of Drosophila innubila, 1488 nucleotides long. RefSeq names its product protein quiver (gene qvr). The transcript is spliced from 6 exons. The coding region runs from base 748 to 1245 and encodes 165 amino acids. NCBI's taxonomy places the organism in Eukaryota, Metazoa, Arthropoda, Insecta, Diptera, Drosophilidae. Gene Ontology annotation, biological process: positive regulation of voltage-gated potassium channel activity; regulation of synaptic transmission, cholinergic; sleep. The record is from RefSeq and is a predicted model, not a curated record.
GACAUGCGCCAAAACUCACGAGGAACGCAAGGAAAUCGGAAAAUCGGAAUAUUGGACGCACAGCCUCAGUUGACGUCGUUGCGUGUUGGCUGCUAGCGUAAAAAGACACAACCUUCACGGCCGUUUCAAAUAAAUGCAAUAAAAAACGAAAUUAACAUAAUUUGUGUCACCAAUAAUAUGAAAAUAAUAUAUCUGUGAAAAAUACAAAUGUUCUGUGAAUUAAAACUGUAUUUGGCAGCAUAUGAAAUCAGUGUACACUGUGGUGUGAAUGUGUUGAAAGAAAUAUUGAUGAGUGUCAACUGAAAAUUGAAGAAAAUCCAAUCAAUACGAAUCCAGUGUCAAGCUUGUAAAAGCCAAAAGCGAAAACGGCUAAAAAGCAUACGGCCAAAAUAGACGCUACAGUGUAAAUUGCAUUAGAGGUGUUGCUAUUUAUUUUUUGGUUUUGGCCCAGUUUAGCUGCUGAAUCGAUUUCUACUUGAAUAUUAUGAAACACCUGCGCGACGGGCAGUGUGACCUCUGAAGCUGCCCGCAGGACAGUGUAAACAGCAUUUUGUGACACAGUGUAAAUCAAUUAAGCUGGCUGCAGCAUAAGUGACAAUGGCGUUAUAAUCAGAAAACAGCUAUGAAGUUGAGACGCUGCAGAUCUUAGCGCAUUAAUGCCGAAACCACUCACAAGUUUAAGCCAUAUCGUAUCGGAGUACCAGGAGGAGAGGAAGAAGAGAAAGAGAAGUUAAAUUUUGAAAUAAAAUGUGGACCAGAGAAAACGCAGAUGGAAAGUGGCUGCUAGCCUUGGCAGCCAUCUUUGGAUUUCUAACAUUCGUAUGGAUUCCAUCUGCCUCAGCCGAAUGUCAAACGCGUUCGAUUUACUGUUAUGAAUGCGAUUCAUGGACGGAUGCACGCUGCAAGGAUCCCUUCAACUACACGGCCCUGCCCCGCGAUCAGCCGCCCCUGAUGACCUGCAACGGCUGCUGUGUGAAAAUGGUGCGGCAUCAGAGAUCACCCUACGAGGUGGUGCGACGCAUGUGUACGUCACAGUUACAAAUCAAUUUAUUCAUGGUCGAUCACGUGUGCAUGAUGGAAAGUUCAGGCAAUGGACAUAUGUGCUUUUGUGAGGAAGAUAUGUGCAAUUCUAGUCCAAGUUUAUACUCAUUCGCAAAGUACAAGGGUUACCAGCAUUACCUCAUGAUCAUCACAAUGCCAUGGCUAAUACACCAACUUGUAGUACAGUUGUCAGUGCACAGAUAGACAGAUCGAUAAAUCGAUAGAUCAAUAGAUCGAUAGAUUGAUCCAGAAGCGUUAAAAGAGUACAUAGAGUUACACACAUACAUAUAUACCCUACACGCGACAGCCUACACCCGACAUACAAAAUACAAUAUACAAUAUACAAUAUAAGACAUUCAGCAUACCUCUGAACACAUCUAUAACAUCUAAUUUCACUUGAUUUGUAGCCAACUUCUGAUUAUUUAAGUUUCGCACAGUUCUAAGCAA